Bolinopsis microptera is the source of this 1179-nucleotide messenger RNA. Its product is annotated as obelin-like. The transcript has a single exon. Gene Ontology annotation, molecular function: calcium ion binding. Bases 387 to 1013 code for a protein of 208 amino acids. NCBI's taxonomy places the organism in Eukaryota, Metazoa, Ctenophora, Tentaculata, Lobata, Bolinopsidae. The record is from RefSeq and is a predicted model, not a curated record.
AACAAUCCCGACUUAGCUGCAUCUUUAUUUCUCAUUCAGAAUAUGUAACAAUUCCGAUCAAACGACAUGGUCAUCUGACGACCGGUCGUACUUGUAGUACCCCAUUUUUCAUCUUUCAAUUUGUGCUGUCCAAUUUAUUGAUUUUAUGAUAUUAUUUUACUUCUGAUACCAUAUUUCUGAUGUCUCAUUGAUCUCAUCGGUUCACAAUUUUUUGCCGCUUUUCUAUUGCUCAAUAUUUUCUGAUAUUUUAUAUUUGAUGACAAAUUAAUUUACUGAUAUGCACUGCAUUUGAUUCAAGAUAUUAUUAUGAAAAGCACUUCCUGCACUUUUUUCCAUUCACUUAAUCCCUCUCUACUUUAGCUGAAGAUUCAAUUGCGUCUUAAGAUAUGCCUGGACCCAUGAACGAGCUAAACAACGAGAGCUACAAAUACCUGAGGAGUGUCGGAAACGACUGGCAGUUCAACGUUGAGGACGUUCACCCCAAGAUGCUCCAACGACUCUACAAGAGAUUCGACACCUUCGACCUCGACAGUGACGGCAAGAUGAUGAUGGAAGAGAUCCUCUACUGGCCCGACAGGAUGAGGCAGUUGGUCAACGCUACUGACGAACAGGUCGAGAAGAUGAGAGAGGCUGUCCACAUUUUCUUCCUCAACAAAGGAGUAGAUCCAGUAAAGGGCCUGACUCGAGAGGACUGGGUAGAGGCCAACAGGGUCUUCUCUGAGGCCGAGAGAGAAAGGGAACGACGUGGCGAACCCUCCAUGAUUGCCCUACUCUCCAACGCCUACUACGAUGUCCUGGAUGAUGACGGUGAUGGUACCGUCGACAUUGCAGAGCUCAAGACCAUGAUGAAAGCCUUUGAUGUGCCCCAAGAGGCUGCUUAUACCUUCUUCGAGAAGGCUGACACUGACAAGAGUGGACGACUGGAACGAUCAGAGCUGGUGCAUCUCUUCAGAAAGUUCUGGAUGGAGCCCUACGAUCCCCAGUGGGAUGGUGUUUACGGAUACAAAUACUGAACAAUCCCGACUUAGCUGCAUCUUUAUUUCUCAUUCAGAAUAUGUAACAAUUCCGAUCAAACGACAUGGUCAUCUGACGACCGGUCGUACUUGUAGUACCCCAUUUUUCAUCUUUCAAUUUGUGCUGUCCAAUUUAUUGAUUUUAUGAUAUUAUUUUACUUUUGAU